Molecule: messenger RNA, 938 nt
Organism: Hippocampus zosterae (dwarf seahorse)
Lineage: Eukaryota; Metazoa; Chordata; Actinopteri; Syngnathiformes; Syngnathidae
Gene: mia
Product: MIA SH3 domain containing
Exons: 4
Coding region: 210-596 (128 amino acids)
Biological process (GO): extracellular matrix organization
Molecular function (GO): protein binding
Source: RefSeq, a predicted model, not a curated record
CUCCUCCUCCAUCCACAACACCCCUCCUACCCACCCUCCAUCCUGUUUACUUACUUGAAAGCUUUCAAAGGACUUCUGUGUAAGUCGUAAGCAAGGCGGUGGAGGCGGGGUGGGAGCGAAAAUAAGAAGAAAUAGUCAACGCCAUCACAGCAUCUCCCACAAAAGGAUAAAAUCAUAAGUAGAGCAGAGUAGGGUCAGGAGGUGCAGCCAUGCUUUGCAAAUUCUUUCUGAUGAUCUCUCUUUGGGUUCUGUUACCAAGCUCAGAUGCCGGAAGACAGAUGCCUAAACUUUCUACUCGAAAACGCUGCGCUGACUCGGAAUGUAGCUAUGCUAUCCUGAUAGCUCGUGCUGUGCAGGACUAUCAUCCCGCGGACUGCAGGUUCAUCUCGAUCAGACAGGGGCAGCUGGUUUAUGUCUACGCCAUGCUACAGGACACUGGCAACCUCUUCUGGGCAGGCAGUGUUCAGGAUUCUUAUUAUGGAGGACAGGAGGCUCGUAUCGGUCACUUUCCCAGCACCGUGGUGGAGGAGGUUCAAGCUCUGGAGCCAGCCAACACAGAAGUCAAGACGACCAAAUGGGACUUUUACUGUAACUGAAAUGGGAUCCUUCAAAGAGGUGAUCAACUUGCUCUCCAGUUACCGCGCAUUAGAAGUUUAUACAGCAGCCGCUUCAUGAGGUACAGCUGCAGAAUGUAAUGUAACGUUUUUUAUUGUUGUGCUUUGCAUUGUUGUUGAAGCUUAAUUGCAAUGCUUUGAGCUUUCUCGAACAAAAACAUUUUUGAGUAUAAUGGAGUGCAACUAGUCAAAUGAUAACGCUUACUUUUCUCAUUUAGCACUGAGAUGUUAUUCAGCUUUUUUUUUUUAAUGAAUUGCAGAACCCUUAUUUUGAAUUAGCAUUUCAUGCAAAAAAAAAAAAGUAUUGCUGGUUAAAGUUUUAAU